This is a messenger RNA of Drosophila busckii, 808 nucleotides long. Its product is annotated as fibrinogen gamma chain-like. NCBI's taxonomy places the organism in Eukaryota, Metazoa, Arthropoda, Insecta, Diptera, Drosophilidae. The transcript is spliced from 2 exons. The record is from RefSeq and is a predicted model, not a curated record. The coding region runs from base 135 to 767 and encodes 210 amino acids.
AUUCAACAUGAAUAUAUUAAAGUGUUUCUUAUCAUUUGUGUUUUUGCUGCUUUAUGUGGAAUAUAAUUUAGCAGUUGAUAGUGAAGUGGAUUGUAAAAAUCAAAGGGAAGACAUCCAGAAAGAAUUAGUUGAAUAUGAAGCUAAGAUUGAUCAGAUGGAGAAGCACAAUAAAAAAUCUACAAGCUAAUGGUGGAUGCUUUGAGAGAAAUGCGCUUCUCUAUCUGGCACUCACAGAAGACGAACUUGGAUGGGGGCUAACUAAAAUUCAUAAACUGAAGAGAACUAUCACGACACUUAAAGCUACGAAUAAUAUCGAUUGCAAAAUACAAAUGCGGAUCGAUGCAACUGAACGAAAUAGCUGUGUAUUUGGUAAUGUUAUUCAAACGAUACGUGUACCUGGUGCGGAACCCUUCCAGGUGCCCUGUGAUUCACAGUUGGGGGGAUGGACUGUCAUUCAACGCAGGAUGGAUGGCUCCGUGAGCUUUAAUCGAACAUGGGAGGAGUACAGAAAUGGAUUUGGUGACCUGCGCACCGAUUUCUGGCUCGGGCUAGAGAAACUUUAUCUGAUGAUGAAGUUUCAGUCCACACGAGCUCUACAUACAGCUGGAGGAUUACAAAAACGAAACAACGAUAUGCACCACUAUAGCAACUUUUUCAGUUGGGAAAUGAAGCACAAUCGUUACGAACUAUUAAGUUUGGGUGACUAUACACUGGAAAUGCUGGAAACGCACUCGACUACGGAGAUUGGGGUGGGAGGUGAAGGCUAAAGAAUAUGAAAUUCUCAACCCCAGAGCGGGAUAAUGAUAAA